Molecule: messenger RNA, 470 nt
Organism: Propithecus coquereli (Coquerel's sifaka)
Lineage: Eukaryota; Metazoa; Chordata; Mammalia; Primates; Indriidae
Gene: CIMIP1
Product: chromosome unknown open reading frame, human C20orf85
Exons: 4
Coding region: 49-462 (137 amino acids)
Source: RefSeq, a predicted model, not a curated record
CUGUGCCCUGGGACAGAGCUUGCGGGACGCACCAAGACCCCAGACCCCAUGGCGCAGAAACCGCUCGGCACCGAGGCCGCGGAACGCAUGAACUUUGUGGCCCAGGACAAGAUCUGGAGAUACCGUCUGAAGGCUGAAUCCGAAGCACGGCAAAACUGGCCCCAGAACUGGGGGUUUUUAACAACCCCCUUCGAGGAGCUGAUCAAGUGUGAAGAAGAACCCCCCACCCCAAAGCCCAAAAUCGAACUUCCUGAGCGUUUCCGCAUCCGGCCAGUGACCCCAGUGGAGAAAUACAUCAAGGUCCUCCCCUCCCCGCCAGUCCCGCAGACGACGCAGGGCUUCAUCGGCUGGAGGUCGGCGGUGCCAGGCCUGAACAAGUGCCUGGAGCACGACAUCGAGAUCCAAAGCUGCAAAGGGGCGUAUGCCAGGGAGCUGCGCUGGCCCAAGCAGGGCGUGCACUGAGUCCAGCC